AUUAUAUAUACUCUUAAAAAUUAUAAACAUGGAUUCAAAUUUGAAGAAUUUGAAAUAUCGGCAAUUGCAUAAAGUUAUUUUAAAAUUACGUCCUCUUGAACAAUACUAUGAUAGUACCAUGCAUGAAAAUAAAUUAGAAACGCAUAAUGAUGUACAAAAGAUUUGUGAAGGUUUUCUGAAGGCACUUAAAAACGAUUUGAGUCUGGAGGAAAUAACGUCGUUGUAUUCAGCUGCAAUUAUGUUGUUACUUCUGGGUGAUCACGAAAUACAGAAUCGACGCCUUGAACUACUGAACGAUUGUUUAAAUUAUUCAGAUACAUUAAAGCCAACAAUGAUUGACUAUAUAACUCGGGAAUUAAUUGACAACUUUAAAUAUGCAGCCAGCCUUGCUGAAAGCAAUACGGAAUAUGAUUAUAUGCUUUAUUUUCUAUGGGCGAUGCCGCAUAUAAUAACAGCAAGCGAAACGGGGAAAAUGAUUUCACUAGGCCUUCUGCGUUCUUUUAUAGCGGAACUGGCAAAUUGGACUCCAAUUGUGAUGCACAUAUAUAGAAAUAUCUUAGAAGUCUGGACAAUGAUAAGGGCCGUAAACAUGGAGACAAUUUUGGGCGAAUGGUCAGUGCAAAAGGUUUACACAUUGUUGAAAAGCUUCAGCCUAAUUUUGUCAACGGCUGCGCUUAACAACAAAAAUUCAACUUUAAGGCAAGCUGGAUACCGAGGCUUUGAAUUGCCUCCAGCAGAGAUAGAGAAUGAAAUAUCCGAGUGGUUUAGAACGCUUAGAAACAAGCUGGAAGAGAAGCACAAAUCAGAUGGAAAGAAAUCCAACUUAAUGUUGGUGCGCUUCAUUGACUAUAAUAUACUUUGCUUUUUAUCAGAGGCGGGCAAUGAAAUCGCUUCAGAGGCUGGCAACGAAGUGUCUCAUAAACGAAUAAGUUUUUAACGAGGUACAUCCUCGAUAACCACGGCGCUGUUGUAAUACUUGGAGGAGAUUCGAUUGA
Messenger RNA from Drosophila hydei, 995 nucleotides. RefSeq lists its product as uncharacterized. Lineage: Eukaryota; Metazoa; Arthropoda; Insecta; Diptera; Drosophilidae. The transcript is spliced from 5 exons. Bases 29 to 937 code for a protein of 302 amino acids. The record is from RefSeq and is a predicted model, not a curated record.